This is a messenger RNA of Fundulus heteroclitus (mummichog), 1840 nucleotides long. It is a transcript of the gene arl1, whose product is annotated as ADP-ribosylation factor-like 1. Gene Ontology annotation, biological process: vesicle-mediated transport; intracellular protein transport. The transcript has 6 exons. The record is from RefSeq and is a predicted model, not a curated record. NCBI's taxonomy places the organism in Eukaryota, Metazoa, Chordata, Actinopteri, Cyprinodontiformes, Fundulidae. Gene Ontology annotation, cellular component: cytoplasm; Golgi apparatus. Gene Ontology annotation, molecular function: GTP binding; GTPase activity. Bases 123 to 668 code for a protein of 181 amino acids.
UCUCGAAUGUUGCAAGCCUAAAUCCACGCGAGAGUUGGUGACGUCCUCGAGCGACACGUCAGCCAGACGGAACUAACCUGGAAACAGCACACAGUUAACUCGAGGAGCAGGCUUCUAGCGAAAUGGGGGGUUUCUUCUCCAGUCUCUUUUCUGGCCUGUUUGGCACCCGGGAGAUGAGGAUUUUGAUCCUGGGCUUGGACGGUGCUGGCAAAACCACCAUUCUGUACAGGCUGCAGGUUGGAGAGGUGGUCACCACCAUUCCCACCAUCGGUUUCAACGUGGAGACGGUCACAUACAAGAACCUGAAGUUCCAGGUGUGGGAUCUGGGAGGACAGACGAGCAUCAGACCCUACUGGCGGUGUUAUUACUCAAACACAGACGCAGUGAUCUACGUGGUCGACAGCAGCGACCGCGACAGGAUGGGCAUCUCAAAGUCGGAGCUGGUGGCUAUGCUGGAGGAAGAAGAGCUGAAGAAGGCAAUCCUGGUAGUGUUUGCCAACAAGCAGGACAUGGACCAGGCCAUGACGCCGACUGAAGUGGCCAACGCUCUGGGCCUUCCUGCCCUCAAAGACAGAAAAUGGCAGAUCUUCAAGACCUCCGCCACCAAGGGAACAGGCCUAGAUGAAGCCAUGGAGUGGCUGGUGGACGCUCUGAAGAGUCGGCAGUAAAAGGCGGGCCCCAUCAUGUAUAUACCCCUAAACUUUGAAGCCUUGUGACUGACUCCUCCCCACCACCCAUUUUUUUUUCUUUGGACCAGCGAUUGCACUCCUCAAUUCUUAUACCCACAUUAAGCCUUGACCAAGUCCUGCCAAUUCCUAACGCCUUUGGAGCCUGGGACUGAGGAGAGAAGGCUGCAGUAACACCUGGAGUCAACACAGAGAUUUUAAAAACGAGUCGCAUGAAAAAACCUGCUAAUGUUCUUGCUCCAACCCCUGUUGAGUUCUUUUCCUGCUGGUGAUUUGUGUUCAGCGUCCCCUCCUGUCAGGGACAAGAAGAUCCACCAGGGGGAGACAAAGCAGCAGCAGCCUGACAGCCAGCUUGUUUCCCUGCUUAGCAGCCGCUUCGGAUCUCUGGAUUUCGGUUUAGUGCUUCAGAAGGAGAGAAACAAGCCAACUUUGAAGAAAAGUACUACAGUUUGGGGGGGAUAUCAUACAGAAAACAUGGGUUUUGUUUUGGUUUCUGGAUCCAGUCUUUUAGCCAGGUGGCACUGAAGGUUCUGUCAUGAAUCUCUUUGUUUUCCCUCCUUUCUGGUGAUUUGUGUUUCAGUAAUUUUAGUGGUUUGACUGUGAGUGCAGCUUUGGCUUAUUAGUUCAUUAGUUACUGAACACUACCUGUAAACUCAGUUUUAUGGUUGCAUAUUUAUACCUGCUUGUACAGUAAAAUUGAUUCUAAGAAUGCAGUUAUUGUACCAAUAUUGAUUUCCCCCCCCCCUCCUAACAAGUGGUAAGUCUUUUUUUUUUUCCAAAGCUUAUAAAUAAUGCUGAAUAUUGCAGUUGGUUGAAUGACAACUUGACCCUGGGCCCCAAAAGUGUCUUUACGUCUGUUCAUCCUGGUGUUCCAGUAUAAAGUUUCUUGAUGGGUUUGGUGUUUCCGGGGUUUUUGCCUGAAUCUUAACCCUACCCCUGUUACUUUGGGUUCGAUGAGGCAAAGAUGGGUUUUUCCAACCAAAGGUGCCAUGACAUCACCAUAGAAACUAUUUAAUGUUGUUGAUAUUGCUGCAUAUGUAAAUUCAUGAAAAACAACGUUAACUUGUUUUGUCAGGCCAAAUGUCUCUUCACAAUAAAAGGGUUGGUUGCAGUAAUGAUAUGCAGCUACAACCAUAUUUGGGAAACCGGUCAAA